Molecule: messenger RNA, 6741 nt
Organism: Bombyx mori (domestic silkworm)
Lineage: Eukaryota; Metazoa; Arthropoda; Insecta; Lepidoptera; Bombycidae
Gene: SERCA
Product: sarco/endoplasmic reticulum calcium ATPase
Exons: 12
Coding region: 651-3728 (1025 amino acids)
Biological process (GO): calcium ion transmembrane transport; intracellular calcium ion homeostasis
Cellular component (GO): membrane
Molecular function (GO): ATP binding; P-type calcium transporter activity; ATP hydrolysis activity
Source: RefSeq, a predicted model, not a curated record
CGUGGUACACGUUCAACCUAUAGCAUGGCUCCACAUUGAUGCACAGUCGUAAAUUAAAUCAACAACUUUUUUGGAGAAAAGUUACAGUUCAUAAUAACAAAAUUAAUUACUGUUUACAUACAUCUAAAUUUCAUAUUUUUUACAUUCACUGAUCAAAAAAAACAUAUUUAAAAGGAAGGUGACAUGUCACAUUCUAAAAAUACCCAAAAGGUGGCGCUAGUGAUGAUUACUUCUGCUACGUCACGUCAGUUUGUAAAAAAUGACGGCUGCAUUUGAUACGUGUUCUUGUCGCUUAUGAUAUAUAUUUACGAGAAAAAGUAUUAGAUUAGUACAGAAAUUUGCUUUAAUUUGAAUAAUCAAUUACUUUUGACGUUAUUAAUUAAGUGAACGAUUAUUUGAAAACUGUCCUUCUCAUGUAUUUAAAUAACUUCUUGGUGAGUGGUGUAGUAAUCAGAUUGUGCCUACGGAGUAGGAAGUCCCUUAUUAUUCUCAAUGUGCACUUUUAUUGCUAAAUUAAAAUUGAAUUACUAAAGAUAAUUCAAGAUAAAAUAAAAUAUGGCACACCCAAAAUUUUUAACGUUUCUAACAGCAGUGACCUAUUAAUCCAGCAGAUUUAUACCAAAAACUGACGGCAACAUAGUAAUUCCACCAUGGAGGACGCUCACACGAAAUCCGUGGAAGAAGUCUUAAAAUAUUUUGGCACAGACCCAGACAAAGGCCUUAGUCCAGACCAAAUAAAAAGGAACCAAGAAAAAUAUGGACCCAAUGAACUGCCUACGGAGGAAGGCAAAAGUAUAUGGCAGUUAGUCUUGGAACAAUUCGACGACCUCUUAGUCAAGAUUUUGCUGUUAGCUGCUAUUAUUUCAUUCGUAUUAGCUUUAUUUGAAGAGCACGAAGAUGCAUUCUCAGCCUUCGUUGAACCUUUCGUUAUUUUACUAAUUCUUAUUGCUAACGCUGUAGUAGGAGUAUGGCAGGAAAGAAACGCCGAAUCUGCCAUCGAAGCUUUAAAAGAAUACGAACCUGAAAUGGGUAAAGUCAUAAGAGGAGACAAAUCUGGAGUACAAAAAAUCCGUGCCAAGGAAAUUGUUCCCGGGGACGUUGUUGAAGUGUCCGUUGGUGACAAGAUCCCUGCUGACAUUCGCCUUAUCAAAAUCUACUCCACCACAAUCCGUAUCGAUCAGUCUAUCCUGACUGGUGAAUCUGUCUCGGUCAUCAAACACACCGACCCCAUUCCUGACCCCCGCGCCGUGAACCAAGACAAGAAGAACAUUCUCUUCUCUGGUACUAAUGUCGCAGCCGGUAAAGCUCGCGGUAUCGUCAUCGGUACUGGACUCAACACUGCCAUCGGUAAGAUCCGUACUGAAAUGUCAGAAACCGAAGAAAUCAAAACUCCUCUCCAACAGAAACUUGAUGAGUUUGGUGAGCAGCUCUCUAAAGUAAUCUCAGUUAUCUGUGUCGCUGUGUGGGCUAUUAACAUCGGACACUUUAACGACCCCGCUCACGGUGGAAGUUGGAUCAAGGGCGCCGUCUACUACUUCAAAAUUGCCGUCGCUUUAGCCGUCGCUGCCAUCCCUGAAGGUCUUCCGGCCGUCAUCACCACUUGUCUCGCUUUGGGUACCAGAAGAAUGGCUAAGAAAAACGCUAUCGUAAGGUCUCUACCGUCAGUCGAAACCCUUGGCUGCACAUCCGUCAUCUGCUCCGACAAGACCGGCACACUGACCACUAACCAAAUGUCCGUAUCGCGCAUGUUCAUCUUUGAAAAGAUCGAAGGUGGCGACAGCAGCUUCCUCGAGUUUGAAAUCACUGGCUCAACUUAUGAACCAAUCGGCGACGUUUAUCUGAAAGGACAGAAAGUUAAGGCUGCCGAAUUUGAUGCUCUUCACGAGAUCGGUACCAUCUGCGUAAUGUGCAAUGACUCCGCUAUUGAUUUCAACGAAUUCAAACAGGCGUUCGAAAAGGUCGGCGAAGCUACCGAGACUGCUCUGAUUGUUCUUGCUGAAAAAAUGAAUCCCUUCAAUGUUCCUAAGACUGGCUUAGAUCGCCGAUCCUCUGCUAUUGUUGUGCGUCAAGAAAUUGAGACCAAGUGGAAGAAAGAAUUCACUCUCGAGUUCUCUCGUGACAGGAAAUCUAUGUCGACAUACUGCACACCCCUCAAACCCUCGCGCCUCGGCAACGGACCCAAACUAUUUGUCAAGGGAGCACCCGAAGGUGUACUCGAACGUUGCACACACGCUCGCGUCGGCACCAGCAAGGUUCCUCUGACCACGACCCUGAAGAACCGCAUCUUGGACCUGACCCGCCAGUACGGUACUGGUCGCGAUACGCUGCGUUGCUUGGCCCUGGCCACGGCCGAUAACCCCCUCAAACCCGACGAAAUGGAUCUUGGUGACUCCACCAAAUUCUACACUUACGAAGUCAACCUUACGUUCGUCGGAGUCGUCGGCAUGUUGGACCCCCCUCGUAAAGAAGUUUUCGACUCGAUCGUUCGUUGUCGCGCUGCCGGUAUUCGCGUAAUCGUCAUCACCGGUGACAACAAGUCCACUGCCGAAGCCAUCUGCAGGCGUAUCGGUGUAUUCGGAGAGGACGAAGAUACCACUGGCAAAUCUUUCUCCGGUCGCGAGUUCGAUGACCUGCCCAUCGCCGAGCAGCGCAGCGCCUGCGCCAAGGCUCGCCUGUUCUCGCGCGUGGAGCCCGCGCACAAGUCUAAGAUCGUAGAGUACCUGCAGAGCAUGAACGAGAUCUCCGCCAUGACUGGUGACGGUGUGAAUGACGCACCGGCUCUGAAGAAGGCCGAGAUUGGUAUUGCCAUGGGAUCCGGCACGGCCGUCGCGAAGUCCGCCGCCGAGAUGGUGUUGGCCGACGACAACUUCUCCUCCAUCGUCGCUGCUGUUGAGGAAGGUCGCGCCAUUUACAACAACAUGAAGCAGUUCAUCCGCUAUCUGAUCUCAUCCAACAUCGGUGAGGUGGUCUCGAUCUUCUUGACUGCCGCUCUGGGUCUGCCCGAAGCUCUGAUCCCCGUCCAACUGCUGUGGGUGAACCUGGUCACUGACGGUCUGCCCGCUACCGCCCUCGGAUUCAAUCCUCCCGAUCUCGACAUCAUGGACAAGCCCCCUCGCAAGGCUGACGAAGGUCUCAUCUCCGGAUGGCUGUUCUUCAGAUACAUGGCUAUCGGUGGCUACGUAGGUGCGGCCACAGUCGGCGCUGCCUCCUGGUGGUUCAUGUACUCCCCGUACGGACCUCAAAUGACAUACUGGCAACUCACUCAUCACUUACAAUGUAUCAGCGGUGGUGAUGAAUUUAAGGGUGUUGACUGCAAAGUGUUCACUGACCCUCACCCGAUGACGAUGGCUCUCUCAGUGCUGGUCACAAUCGAGAUGUUAAACGCCAUGAACAGCUUGUCUGAGAACCAGUCUCUGGUCACCAUGCCGCCCUGGUCAAACUUGUGGCUCGUCGGCUCCAUGGCGCUCUCCUUCACUCUUCAUUUCGUCAUCCUCUACGUCGAGGUUCUUUCGGCCGUGUUCCAAGUGACGCCGCUGUCGCUCGACGAGUGGGUAACCGUAAUGAAGUUCUCAGUACCCGUGGUACUGCUGGAUGAAGUGCUCAAAUUCGUCGCGCGCAAGAUCUCCGAUGGUGAGACGCGCACUGUCCUAGACUGGCUCCACGGCAUGCAAUGGAUUGUGCUCAUGUGGGCCGUCUUCUUUGGCAUCAUCAUCUACGGACCACUAUAAGCCGGCCCGCCCGCGUGUCGCGCCAUCCCGUUUGUUGACACCUAAUACCCCCGCCGAAUUCCGCGCCCCCCGCCGCUCGAGCGGCCCCUAGCGUGCAGUCGAGCCGCUGGCCGAGCCACUGGCCGAGCCACUAGCCGAGCCCGCCCGAGCGCGGGUGGCGCGACGAAUUCUACUGUGGAAACACAUGGACUGUGAGCUGCGCUCACCACAGUACCCGUCAUCUAACAGUUUGGAAUGCUAAUUCUGACGCACCCGUGUGUGAAGUGACAUCCCUAGUGCACGGUCCCGGUCGCGACGAAGGACUCCGGUUUAGUCUCUAGUGUUCUCUGUGUCGCUUAGGUGUAGAUAGAUGUAAACGACGGAGCGUUCUCGCUCCUAGUGCAUUUUUUAUGUGCGAGACAAUAAAAAGUUUGGAGCUCAUUUUUAGAGGCGAGAAUACAUCGAGUAUAUUUUUCAUACUUUUACCGAUUACAUUAUACAUGCUACACGAUUUUUUGAUGUGAAGUGGCUGUGAAGAUCUUCAUUCUGCUUACUUGUGACACCAAAAAAUGGUUUUUGUGGAGAAGUAUUUAUAAGUUAGAUAAUAAAUCUAUGAAGGUACAUUUUGUAUAUUUAAAUGAAACGAAGCUCCCUUUUUUUUUAAAUUAACAUGUUAAUAAAGGACUCGCACAUACUCAGUACCUUGUCCUCCUGGACUACAGACGUGUUAUUGAAACUUACUAGGAAUAUAGUAAGCUGCAAUGUAAGUUUAGCAUAAUUUAUAGUAAGCGUGUUAUUGAUAGGGACGUGGUUAUGUUUCUCAGCGUUCUGUCUUAUUCGAGAACUAUUGUCCUUCCACUUGUGACUGCUUUAUAACAAUUCCUAACGCAUUUUCGUUUUUCUUUUUCAUAUAACCUUUUGUUUUCGCCUUAUAAUAAUUUAUAAACCUUACCAACAAAAUAAUAACCAUGAAUGUUAUAUUUAUUAUUAUUGAUAUGCAAUCAAGUGGCACAGGUUGUAGGCCUUACAGCCACUACCUGGGCUAUUGAAUGCCAAAUCAAAUGAAAAAUAGCCUUAUUUCAAUAUGAACUGAUGUACCAUUAUUAACGAAUUUGGAAAUAGAGAGUAGUAUUGAAAUAAACUGUUUACGUAAUGUAUGUACGAACAUAAUUUUCGUGGAUUAAGGGGUAAACAUCUAUUUUAGAAACGAGACAUGAUAUAAUUAUAAGUAAAUAUGAAUUUUGUCCAUUUAUCAAGUUUUUUGUAAGGUAGAAAGGUCCGUACGUACAUAAGAUUUUUUUUGUGAUUAAAUGAAGUGAUCUUGCAUGUGUGCAUUGCAUGGUGAUAUUUUCCGAGUGCAAUUUCUUUUUAUCUAAUAAAAAGGUCUAAAAUAUAAAUCUUUUGCUAAAUUAUACAUAGCCACAAAAGUUUUACUAGAAGAUUGUACAACUUUUCGAUAUUUAAGUAAUUUAGUAAAACUUUAGUGUUAAUGUAUUCGCCGACACAGAUAAUUUUAUUAAUGCCUUACAAUAUCUUUAUACACAUUCAACACAACUACAGGUAUCUACGGCCAGCGGUAUGAUGUGAAAAUGUAACACUAUACACUGCACAAUUUGAGGGCAUGCUCAAAACUUUGUUGUGAUUUGUCCUUGUACCCAGAAAAAAUACCAGAUUAACUUAUUUGAAUGUACAGUCGUUUAUACAAACUAUUUUACUUUUCAUUAAAAUAGUGAACAAUUAAUGUUUUAAUUAUUUCCCUUUGAAAAUCCAAACUAAAAAACACCCUACCUACAUCGCACACAUACAACAUUCCACUUUCAGAUGUGUUCAGAAUCCUCACAAUAAAGUAACACUUUUUGUUUUUGCUAAUACGUUUUGUACUAACCAAAGUUUUGCAAGCUUAAAUACAAUUUAAUUACAUAUUUAUACCGGCUUUGUUUUUAUAUUGUGUAUUUUACAAAAAAAAAAAACUAUAUGAAAAUUCCAAUAAUUGGCAUUUAAUUAAAAUUGCAUUUAUUCAAAACAUUUUUAUGGUCCAAAUGAGAAACUUUAAAAGAAAAACUUUCGAUCGGUAUGUAAGAAUAAUUGCAGAACUUUCCCUAAACCCGUUACGAGUGUCAUUUAAAACCUCGCCCUACCCUACCCGACCCGACCCGACCCGACCCGACCCAACCCGACCCGACCUAACCUGACUAGUCCCGAGUCCCGCAUGCACUAACGUGGUGUUGUCUGCCCCCAGCCCAGCCGUCGUGGAAGCUGUAAGCGCCGGAACACCGUCGCAGCGCCACUGCACGCACAUAUUCCAUGAACACUAUUUGUUUGUUGUGAUCCCGCAGUGAAACUACACACGUAACGACACGGUUGUGAUAUCUGCAUAAGACCCAGUAAGUUCGGACCACAGCCUCCGAUCGAGCGCCGGCGACACUAACGCUCUCGUUGUUUUCCAGCGAACGAUGUGGUCGUUGACAAGUGGUAAACGACACCGAUACAUAGUUCCUCACCCGCUUCUCUCUGCUACUUCUACCGCUCUCGUCUCCAGAUGUAAUAACCGAAUGGCUUUUAGUGUGUACGUCGCGUCGCGCCGUUGCGACCGUACCGUGUAUGUCGUGUCGGAGAGCGUAGCCGCCACUCCAGCGUUGAGCUCCAUCAGAGAGGACUUUAUGUUGUUCAUAAUGUGUAUAUAAUACAGUAUGUUUAGGAGGUUUAAUCGAUUUGUUAUAAUAAUAUUACGUUGUUCUAAAUAAAGACUACAUGGUGCCCGUCGACAAAAGCAGUGCGAUAGACGAUGUGUACUUAAGUUGAGAGCACUUAAUUUAAUUUAUUGUUAUUUUUUUAUUCUAUUAUAUUAUAGUUUGCUUAACUAGAGCCGAGUCUGUUUCUAUUAGUGCUGACGCCUCGACGAGCAAUAUGGUGUCUGUAAGGGAAGGAUAAUUUUUGAUGAUUGUCCAGUGUUUGGGACCUGAGUCCAAAAAUUUAAACAUACCUGUAAAUUUUAAUGUAUUAUUGUUUUGUACAAUAAAUCGUUAUAAAACGA